CACAAUGAACAAGCAAAUGGACAUCUUGAACGCAGGUUUCAAAGGCACCGGCUUCCAAUACAGGCUCGCUGACAUCGACUAGACCAUCAACUCGUACUGGUCGGGCAACCAAGACCAGAUGAGCAUGAAGCGCAAGCUGCGCAAGAGCGACUACAAGUCCCUCAACCUCUACUAUCUAUCCGAUUACACGAGCGGGUCAGGCUACUGCUACUACCCAUACUCGCCCGUCUCCCCGGCCGAGGACAACUUUUACAUUGACGGCUGCAUCAUGGGCUCUUGGACUGUGCCUGGUGGUGGUAACAUCGCAUUCAGCACGGAAAAGAUCACGGUCCAUGAGGUAGGCCUCUGGCACAACCUUAUUCACACGUUUGACGGCAACAACUGCAACGGUCCCAAUGACCACGUCGAUGAUACCCCCGCCGAGGGCUAUAAUGCCAGCGGCUGCGAUACUGGUCGUGAUACUUGCCCGAGUCAUCCGGGCCUGGAUCCCAUUUACAACCAUAUGGACUACAGCGAUGACUACUGCCGCACCGAGUUUACCUCGGGCCAAAUCCAGCGCAUGCAGAGCAGCUGGAAGCAAUACCGCGCCUCGUCUUGA
This is a messenger RNA of [Torrubiella] hemipterigena, 598 nucleotides long. The record is from the annotation of a GenBank genome assembly. Lineage: Eukaryota; Fungi; Ascomycota; Sordariomycetes; Hypocreales; Clavicipitaceae.